This is a messenger RNA of Colletotrichum paranaense, 2739 nucleotides long. RefSeq lists its product as uncharacterized. The record is from RefSeq and is a predicted model, not a curated record. The transcript has 4 exons. Bases 1 to 2739 code for a protein of 912 amino acids. NCBI's taxonomy places the organism in Eukaryota, Fungi, Ascomycota, Sordariomycetes, Glomerellales, Glomerellaceae.
AUGGCCCGCACAAGAACGGGCCGUGGCGCUCCGGAGUCUCCGGGAAAUGAUGUCCAGGACCCUCGUUCUGUGCGGUUGACACGACGUCGAGCAGGCGGCGCAAACAUGACGGAACGCGUCCAAAGCACCGAGACCACCACCGUUCCUGCAUCUGCUGCAUCUCGGCCAACGACGCGAGGUAGGGGAAGAGAUAAGGUCGCCCCGACGAGCACCACGUUGCGAGAGAUGGCGGAAGAACGGGAAGAAAGGGAGGAAGAUGUGGAGAAGAGGGAACAGGAGGAUCUGUACAGAAACGAACCAGUUGCGCGCUUCAAUGCGAAAGAGAUUGUGCGAGACAUCAACCCCCAAGAUAACGACAGUGGUGAGUCCUGCUCAUCUGUGUUCAUAAUGGAUUAUCUGAAGUGCAAGGUUAACAACCACCCUAGAAAUGGGAUCGCAGAGCAUCUCCGGCACACAGAGAUAUGCGACCCCGGCCUACAUGACUGCUGCAUACACGUUAUUCUCAAGUUCGUCAACGCUGCGCUCUCUCCCUUGCGAAGACGCAUUUCACUAACCCUCCCACAGAAGCACCGGGCUCAUCAGCACCGAGAGCUUCACAAGCUACCGGGAAUAGAGGAUGACGGCAGUGACGACGAGUCGGAGAAAUCCGAAAUCGAAGAUGACGCAUCCCAGGAUCUCGUAGAAGCAGAACUAAAGGAGAACGCGCUCGACUCAUUAUGGCACGAAUCCGAAGCCCUAGCGAGACUGCUCCGGAACCCAAAACCAGGUAGCAAAUCCUGGCACCGGCUGCUGCCCGUCUUCCGGGGCAACUGGUUCCGCAUCCGCGAGUUUUUCGUGGAGACCGACGCGCUCUUCAUCGACCUCCUCACCAGCAUCGAGGACAUUAGCGAAAGGCAGCAGAUGAAGGCGCGGGCCGUCAUCAUCGGCGCCAACGCCACGUCGCUACUCAACGUCAUAUCCGACGCCGAGCUUCGCAAGGAGGACAACUUUGAUAGGGUCUGGAAGAUCUUCGAGCGCCUCGACGAGGACUUUCCCGCACCGCUGUGCCCAUACGACGACUACGCCGACCACGUUACCGAAGACGACAUCGAGCUUGCACUCGACAUUCGCACGCAGCGGCUGAUUACGAGCCUGAAGGCCUUGCAGGACGACCAGCAGAAUCCUGCUGACAUCGCAGCGGAGCUUUUCUGCAUGCGUUUAGAAUCCUCUGUCGAUGCGGAAGAGGCUCUCCAAUAUGGACCGUUCAGGGGCAUCAACGGCCGCAUGGCGGAGCGUUUCGCAGAGAGGGCAAACCAAAUUUACGACGCCAUCGUGGACAAGAACGUGGAUGAUGCCAUCCAGGUCCUCGACGAGAUGUUCCCGCUCGAGGGGUCGCCUGAUCAGUCACAGAACGAAGCCGACGACGAACCGGUCGACUUCAUCGGCAAGAUUUCCUCCUGGUGCAGCAAGAUGAUCGACGAACUCAGUGUUAUCUUGAAGGACCCGCCGCAAGGGCCGAGGGAAUCUUCUCCGACGGACUCCCUCCCCUCGAGCGCGCCACAGGAUAUAGUCCGCAACGACGUGCGCGAAGACAUCUUGUCCCGGUCAAACGUGCAACUCCUAGCAAAGCUCUCCCGCGAGCACCCCUCGCGCACACGUCCAUCUCCAUCACUAGCAAACUCCCAGCGCGGAUCCCAACGCAGCUCUCAGCGCGGAGCCACCGCCGAACCCAUCAUCAACGGCAGCAUUGGCGACGACUACUACGAAAAAGAGGCAGAGGACCAUCGUCGCCGUAACCCCUCCCCGGCGCCGAGCGACCUCUCAGCCAUCAUCGCAGGCCUCCCCAGCACCGCAAUCAUCCGCAGUACGCAACCUUCUUCCUCCUCCGCCAAAGCCGGCCCCAGCACCGCUGCCCCGCGCUCCUCCGACUUCAUGGCCGUCAACAACAGCGGCAGGAAACGCCCCCGCGAAACCUCCCUCUCUCACUCCCAACAAUCCCAAGAGUCCGACGACCCCUUCGAAGAAGACAACCGCGACCCGAACCCCCAACGAAGAGCCCAACUCGCCCGCGACCGCCGCGACAUGCCCCCUCCCCCCUCGAAACGCAAAACCCUCCCCUCAACCGCACCACCACGCCCACGCCAGCCCUCUUCCUCCGCCUCAUCAUCAACAACAACCGCCCUCCAACGACGCCCCCGCUCCUCCCUCCCAACCAGCGCCCCAGCCUCCUCUGCUCCCGCCUCCACCUCCGCCUCCCGAAGCAGCGUCUCGAGCACAGCCACCACCGUCGCCUCCUUCCGCGAAAUCAACGAGAUGAACCGCCGCACAGCGUCCCGCGCCGGCCCGCAGCAGCGCGUCCCCUGGUCCGACAAAGACACCCACCGCCUCAUCCGCCUCAUAGAACACCACAACUGCCUCUGGGCACUCAUCGCGAAACGCCAGAUCGCUGCUGCCAGCAAUCCUGGAGGCGGCUACGGCGGCGACAGCUUCGAGGAGAGGGAGGACUGCGUCUUCGAUCACCCGCGAGACCAGCAAGCUAUCCGCGACAAGGCGCGGAAUCUCAAAGUUGAUUUGUUAAAAGCCGACUUGAAUCUCUACCCGGGCUUCGACGGUAUCGCCCUCGGUAAAAAGGAACGCCUGGCCCUCAUCAGCCGCGGAAAGAACCCGGACCGGAGGGAGGGCGACGUCGACGCGGCGGGCGAGCCCACGCAUACCGAGUACGUGCCGCUGGAGAGUGACGACGAAGACGAUGAGUUGUAG